Molecule: messenger RNA, 1236 nt
Organism: Chara braunii
Lineage: Eukaryota; Viridiplantae; Streptophyta; Charophyceae; Charales; Characeae
Source: the annotation of a GenBank genome assembly
UCCGGCUCAAAACCCACCACCUCCGGGGUUGUUCCCACAACAGUUCAGCGUACCACCAGAGAUUCCGCCUACCGUGCCAGCUCAAUUCCAGGUCCAACCACAGGGACAAUGGCCAGGACAGCCAUGGCAUGUCGUGGGCCAGUGGCCUUCGAUCCAGCAAUGGAGUGCGCCGCAGAUGCCGAUGGCGCCGCUGGUGAAUCAGCAAGCCUCCGGGCAUGCGAAUCAGGGGAACGGUUCGUCCAAUCGUGAUACGAAGGGACCUGCUGCGAAUGCGUUUCCCGGGCCCGACAAUCGGGCUUAUUUCACCAAGGAGUAUAUGGAUCUCCUUGAAGGUAUCAAGAUGGACAAGGCGUUAGACGAUGCUAAGAAGAGGAUUGCGACUUCAAGGAGAGGUGGCGUUCGCAUUACGGAGCUGCCAAGUGAGAGCAACCAAAGUGAGAAUCGUACCGGAGUGAAGAGUGAGAAGUCGGAUAGAACUGACGAUAUGAAAGCGUGGGUUACCACCACGCUGGGAGAUUCGCUUAAGCUGAUCAACGAGAAACUCGAAGAAGUAGACAAGAAGUCGAAAUUGACAUCGGGCGAGAAGGAAGAGCUUGAACGACUUCAUAGUGAGAAAGCUCGGGCGGAGAAAAUCAGUAUUGACUCCACGAGUAGCGAGAAACGGCAAGCUGGUGUCAAACAUAAUCUACAAGCAAAGAUUGAAGGGAGCAGCGAGCUAAGUGAUAUUAAGAAGAUGCUUGCUGCGCUUAUGCAAGGGUUGGGCGACGGGAAAAGCAAGGCAAAAGUUGUUGAACCAGAGCCAGCUAAGUACACGCCGGUAGAAGGUGAUGAUGUGGACCUGGUGCAGAAUGCUACUUGCGCUGAGGACAAAGAAGAAGGUGACGAAGGGGGCCUUGCCGCCUACAUGAAGAUUCGUUUGGACUUCUACCAUUCUCUGCACUACUCCAGAGUGCAACAGAUGUGUAAACAGAAAGGGAUCCAGUACUACCGUAAGGAAAUGGGAGCUUGGGAACUCGCCAGGCUGGACCUUCAGGAUUACACUGAUCAGCUGAAUGCUGAUGAAUCCACCGUAGUUGCAGGACCAUCGUGGAAGAACGAAGUGAGCCGGGAUGACGCCGCCAACGACGAUACAGUCGGGGGACUCUGAGUUUCGGUAGCCUGAGAUCGUUGAGGCGUGUGGUGGAACGGAUUCGGUCUCUUAAGCAGUGUGUAGAACAACAAAUAGCCACGUUGCUG